GAAGCACACACGUGUCAGCCUGUUUGUGUCCUGGGCCAUGCUCCGCCUCCUUUGUUUAAUUUGGGGGAUGAGAACCACCCCCCCACCCCAAAACACUUUUAAACAGCCGAGACGGAAGCAUCUGUUUGGGUCAAAAGGACAGCGAGCGUACAACACAGUUAGUUUACUUUCAUCAUCCGGGGGGGCAAUGUUGUCCCGCUUGUUCUUCUGGACGUGUGUGGCCGUGCCGGGUCUGCUGUGGGCCUCCCAUCCUAGUCUACUCGUAGAGAGGGAGACCACCGCCUCCAGGAUCUGCAAGCCCGCCCCCCAAUGGGACAUUGAAGGAGAGGUUCCCAUGCAGGGGCUGCUGGGAAGCGUGGUGGUGGUGGCGCUGCUGAAGGCCAGCUGACAUUUCUGCCUCACUCAGGCUUCCAAGAUCGGAGACCUGCGUGACAAGCUGAAACGCAGCAACCUGACGGAGGUGUCCUUCCUGAUCGUCAACGAGCGAGAGCCUCUGUCCAGAGCAAUGUACUGGGAGCUGAAGAGAAGAGCGCCCCCUGGUGUUCCCGUGUACCAGCAGACUCCCUUUCAAAACGACGUGUGGGAGGCCCUGGAGGGGGACAAAGAUGACUUCCUUGUCUAUGACAGGUGUGGUCUCCUCACAUUCCAUGUAGUGCUUCCCUACAGCUUCCUGCACUACCCCUACGUAGAGGCCGCCGUCAGAGCCACCUACCUUAAAGAUAUAUGCAACUGCUCCGCUAACGUUACAACCGUGGGCGGCAGCGCCACGAAGAAUGACACACGGUGGCAUCAUGCCAACUACACCACUGCAUUACCUGUACUUCCAGUUCACGCCGAGCACGACUAAACAUCAUCGCCCUCGCUGUUGUCUGGCGCCAUCCUCUUCAAUGUCAUCAUCAACCUCCUCCUCCUCCGCCUCGUCAGCCCUUCAACCACAGCGUUCGCUAUGGAAAUGCUAAUCAAGAGUGAGCAAUAAUAUGUAUAUACAUGAUCUACAGUACGUAUGGCAUCCUUCCCCUGUGUGUGUGUGUGUGGAAACAGUAGCUAUAGAGUUCCAAGCUGUGAGCUCCCAGUAAUGAAGUCUGCAGGUGGAAACCUGGCUGCAGGAGCCUGCAGAUGGAUGUGUGAGGAUCCACAGAGUGGUCUCGUAGGUGCUGCUUGCCUGACACCGUGCAGCCUCUUUCUGGGUCAAGGAUGCUCCUUUCGUUAUUGGCUAGCAAGCCAGGGAAUUCUCACAUUCCAUUUCACAGCACGCACGUUUCAUGGGGCGCCGCCUCACCUCAGUACAGUUGUUGCACUGCAUAGGAUGGAACAGGGGUGUCCAAAGUGCGGCCCCGAGGGCCAUUAGUGGCCUGCAGCACAUUCAAAAGGUAUAAUUGGACAAGAAAACGGAAAAACCAGCAGUCAUUUUCCGGGAAUAAAGUCAACAUAUUGAGCGAAAAAAAGUUGGAAUCAAAAGUCCAAAUUUUACGAGAAUAACAUCCAGGCUUUCCGACAUGUAAUUAACCGUGGUGGUGCGCCACUACAAAAUAAAAGCCGCCACACUUUAAAAAUGUGUAUGAAUGGAUAUACAGUAUAUACUAUCUGGAUGCAAAUAUAUAUAUUAUGCAUGCACAUAUUGACCACAAUUACUUUGAAAACUAUUUAAAAAUGUUUCACUGCGCUUUAUUUUGAUAAGCAUGCACCAGAAUCGCCCGUUUGCCUUGCUGGCACAUGCGCAUGUGUGACCAGAUACGCGACACGUCUUGUGUUGACUUUCACUUUGUUUCUAAUUAUCGGGAGAAGGAGCAAUAAGUAGCCCAUAAAACGUGUAGUCAAUUGAUGACCGCUUGUCACAUGCUAAUCAGCCUACCUACGCCACCGUGUGGGAUCGCUCACGUUUCAAUCUCGUUUUUGUUAAAACGCCCGGCUGGCGGCAACUAGCCCGCUCGAUUUUGUCCCACGGGCGAGGUACGAGCUCCAAUCAUCGUCAGAACUUACUUUUUUAAAGUGUCGCUGAACAAUCUUGCUCUCUUGUUAUCAUUCUAACACUUAAGGUUUGCCUUCAAAACACGAGAUGUGUGUCGAAGUUGUGCAACAGGAACACGUUGCGUGCGCAGCUUUAGACAGUGAUGCUAUCGCAGGGGUCUUCACCAGCCAGUGUUGAGGAGGUCACGUCCGACCGGUAGGAGGCCUCGGUGAAGACCCAGGACACGUUGGAGAGACUACGUCUCUCAACCGGUCUGGGAACGCCUCGAGAUCUGCCGGGAGGACCUGGACGAAGUGGCCGCGGAGAAGAAGAGGGAAGUCUGGGCUUCCCUGCUUCCCUGCUGCCCCCGCGACCCCACCUCGGAUAAGCGGAAGAAGACGGAGGGAUGGAAAAAGUUGUAUUCUCACAAGAAAAAAAGUUGCAGUUUUAUGAGAAUAAUGUUGUAAUAUUAUAAGGAAAAUAAUAUUAUUUUAGUAGCGUAGAGUUGAAAUAUUAAAGAAAACAAUAUAUUAAAAAAAUCACAACAAAAUAAAGUUGUAAUGUUUGGAAAAUUAAGUUGGAAAAAAGUUAUAUCAUGGGAAAACUUUAUGAAGAUUAUUAAAGAAGAGAGUUGAUAUAGUUGAAAAUUAAAAAAUAAAAAUGAAAAAAUGGCAAAAAAAAAAGAAGAGCGAAGUUGAUACAGAUUCUGUGCUUUCUCACCGAUAUCACAAAGCUGAGAUGCUGUUUUUUCUUGAAAUAUAAUACUUGUUAGCAUAUUUGACAAAAUAUCAAAGUUGGAUCCUUUCAUUUUUCACUAUGUGGCCCUCGCUGGACACCCUUGGGCUAAAACACAUGAUGGCUUUCAGGCGAACGUGUUGAUUGAAAUUGUUUUUUGAAUGCAGCCUGUCCGUUGAAUCAUGGAAUUAAAAGUAAAUGUUCACAAGGCCUGAAA
This is a messenger RNA of Dunckerocampus dactyliophorus (ringed pipefish), 2900 nucleotides long. It is a transcript of the gene selenop2, whose product is annotated as selenoprotein P2. The transcript has 5 exons. Gene Ontology annotation, cellular component: extracellular region. Gene Ontology annotation, molecular function: selenium binding. The record is from RefSeq and is a predicted model, not a curated record. Gene Ontology annotation, biological process: selenium compound metabolic process. Lineage: Eukaryota; Metazoa; Chordata; Actinopteri; Syngnathiformes; Syngnathidae.